AUGGCUUUCGGCCUUACCAAUGCACCUGCAACCCAACAAAGGCUUGUAGACUUAUUAUUUGGUUCAUUUGUUCUUAAGGUAUUUGCAUACCUCGAUAAUAUAAUUAUUAUUUCUAACACAUUCGGUGAACACGUUUCUUUAUUAUUACGUGUAAUAAAUAAGUUAAAGGAAGCAAAUUUAACAAUAAACUUUGAAAAAAGCCAAUUUUUUCCGUCUCGUCUGAAAUAUUUGGGCUACGUAAUAGACGCCCAGGGUCUCAGAACAGACCCUGAAAAGGUAAAAGCUAUUUUAGAGUAUCCAACACCAUCUUCAAAAAAAGAUGUAAAACGUUUUUUAGGAACAGCCACCUGGUAUAGACGUUUUGUGCCAAAUUUUAGCACUAUAGCUGGGCCUCUUAAUAAACUUACUUCAAAUCGCAAGGGUGCUCCAAAAUUUUACUGGUCACCAGAGGCAGACAUAGCUUUUAAAAAGCUAAAAUAA
Messenger RNA from Parnassius mnemosyne (clouded apollo), 480 nucleotides. The record is from the annotation of a GenBank genome assembly. NCBI's taxonomy places the organism in Eukaryota, Metazoa, Arthropoda, Insecta, Lepidoptera, Papilionidae.